AUUUCAAAAAUCCAAACAUCACUUUUGUAACAAACCUUGUUAUCCUGACAACAAUUGCUGAUUACUCGGCAUCAGAAAAUAAUACGAGAUUCAGCAUUUUAAAUUCUCACAUCAUUUAUGAUUUCGCAUUAGUAGGCAGUGGAAACCAAGUCCGUAGGUCAUUGUUUAUCAGCAUAUGGCGUAUUCUUUCAUAUACGCGAAACACAUCAAAGCAAGCUACGCAUUUGCCUAACAACGGAUUUUAGGGCGGCAUCAUAAAUUAUACCAGAAUUAACGUAAACGAAAACACCCAAUUAAACUCCAGUUUAAUCUGGAUCGAGAUAUUGAAAAGUUUACCCAAUCCAUUCGCAUGAUGACGUUCUCAACACAACCAUGACCCAAACAACCUCCAGACAACGCGGUGUCAUAAACCAUCAUAAUCUAUGGACGAGUUGCCCCAGUAUCAGCCCCCAAAUAUUGAUACAAUUCACUCCGGGGGGAUAAUUGAGUUAUCACGAUGGCCCAUCGUCGUCGUCGACGUCGGUCAGCUGUUAAUCAUCAGCCUGCAGAAAAAUAUUAUCAACCAAACAAAACUUCUCACUCACGACUCUGUUGACUUAACGCAAAGUGUGUGUGUUUGUGCGCGCGUUCUUUAGGUAAUAGCCAAGCAAGUGACGAGACUAACGUAAGGUGGUUGAUUGCUGGUUCAGCGACAAACAGUUUGUUGAUUCUUUUGGUCCAAGACUGGCGAUAAGCACAUCUCUGCGCAGUAGGCGAGGGUGGUUGAAGCAGUGAGUGGUGCCUCUGGACAAUGUCGGUGCCGGCAUCACGCCGCGAAGAGAAUUUGUACAAACUCGAUCGCAGUAACCCGUGGCCGGUGAGUGUGGCGAGUCGCCACCGCGUGCUUAGUGAUAAUCGUCGCGCCCUGAGGUGCGAUUUGUGAAACUACCUUAAAGUGAUGGUUUAGUGGAAAUCUAAAGAUUUAAGAAAUUAGGUUGACGUAGAGUGAACAACAAGUGACUUUGUAGAGUGUUUCCCAAGAUCUGAAGUGUGAUACAAUUCCUGCCAGCACCAUGUGGUCACCGGAAGCGGAAAUCAACUCAAUUGCCUUUACCACAAUGCGGCACUCGGUGUCUGCCUCGUCCGGAAUUUCGUCCCUGUCCAGUUGCGGUGACCCAGAUCGUCUUCCAGAGCUGCCACCCGGAGAUGAACAGCGCCUGCAGCGGGCCGCCCUCAACCUGCAGCAGAAGCUAAUCCUGCGAGAAUGGCUCAAGGAGCACCGGCUGCAGCAUUACUAUUCCAGAUUGGUGGCCAUCGAGGUGACAUCACUAGAGGAUGUCUAUUGGCUCGAGGAUUCCCGAGCCAGCCAGAUACUGGGCAAAGAUUGGCCGAUCUGGUCCCAGGCCCGCCAAAAACUGCCUACAUCCAAAUCAAACCUGGAGGCGUUGAAGGCCGACCUUUGGUCAACGGUAGUCAAAUCCAGCCAACAUCAGGACGCCUGGACAUGGGGUGGAAUGUUGGUGGUCUCCGUGUCGGUGGCAGGUCUAGUGACCCUGGCGGCCAUGACACAGCCCUCGUUAGCACCGGAAGCACGACAUUCCCUGCUACAGUACGUAACCGGCAAGUAUCUGCUACCGGCCAACUGCAAAGUCCACUGGGACUGGCAAGAUCCGGCCAUCGUCGGUGGAACCAUGUGCUUCACGGUGCGAUUCCAUCAGAGGAACGGUCAAGCCUACCCUAUCUGUGAUACAGACCAGUUCUUCGUGGAAGUGACCGAAGGCACCCGCAAGAUCAUCACCAUCAGUGAGCUGGGAUCUCCGAUCGAUCCGAACAAUGCCAACAUUGCCAAGGUCAAGUUCACCGUCCGAACUGCUGGACAGUACAAAAUUUCGGUGCUGAUCGGAUCGAGCCACAUCGCCGGCAGUCCCUUCCUAAAGACAUUCAUUCCUGGUCCAAUGGACGCUCGACGAUCGCGACUGAUCCGACCGGCCAGUACCGUAGUCUGCUGCGCCGGAGCACCCACAUUCCUGCAUAUCGAACCACGGGAUGAACACGGAAAUACGUGUCAGUUCACGCCCGAUUGCGAUCCCAUCAAGGGUUACAAGAUCGACAUCUUCGAUCUCUACGGUAAUCAUAGUGAUAAGUACUGUAACGCGAUCACGCUUUCCUACGAUAAGGUCAACUCGAGGAUCAGCCUCACCGCCCUGUUCCCGGAACCCGUGUGCCUACGGGCGAUCAUCAGCUACGAAGCGCAUCCGAUCCCCAAUGGAGAGUUUGAUAUUAUCGUCCUGAGCAGCAGCGACACUACGCUGGUGCAUAAAAAUAUUGCUUCAAGGAAGCACAACAUUUGCUACGAGGCUAAACUAUUUGGCGUUUUCGGCCAACAACGGUGGUCCAAACCACGGAAGGUGCUAUGUUACGUGGGCCCUAAGCAGGUCACGAUCAAAGAGAUGAUCCUCAAAAUCAUUCCAAAGCGAAUCGCCACUUUCCGGUUGUGUCCUUCUACGAAGUUCCACUUCCUGCCGCCGUCCAACAUCCAGGUGAACAACAGUCACGGAGCGAUCUUCAUCAUCGACGACGGUUGCCAGCCGAAGAUCGAACUGGCCUCCAAGGAGCGAAACGUGAUCGCCGCCACCUUCACGCACUUCCUGCUGAAGAACAUCGGCGGUUCGGAGACCUUCAAGGACAAGCAGGACUUUUUCUACCACGAAGUGAGACUCGUUCGCAAGUUCCAUUCCAACUACUACCACGAGAAGAUUUCGGUCAAGGUGCAGCGGGACAAGAUACUGGAGUCCAGCAUGAAGGCCACCAAGCACUUUUCCGUGUCCGAUUGGUGCGGCAACUUCGAGGUUACAUUCCAGGGGGAGCAGGGUAUUGACUGGGGUGGCCUCCGGCGCGAGUGGUUCGAGUUGAUCUGCAGUGCACUGUUUGAUCCCCGUGGUGGCCUUUUCUGUACAUUCCAUGACAAAAGACAAGCACUGGUUCAUCCCAAUCCAAAUCGGCCGGCAAAUCUCAAGCUGAAGCACUUCGAGUUUGCCGGGAAGGUCGUCGGUAAGUGUCUGUACGAAAGUGCCCUCGGAGGCACCUAUCGGCAACUGGUGCGGGCGAGAUUCUCGCGAUCGUUCCUGGCGCAGCUGAUUGGCCUUCGAGUGCACUACAAGUACUUCGAGCAGGACGAUCCGGAUCUCUAUCUGUCUAAGAUCAAGUACAUUUUGGACACGGAUCUGGAUACCAGCGAGAAUCUGGAACUAUACUUUGUAGAGGAGAUCUACGACUCGAGUGGUCAACUGGUGAAAACCAUUGAACUCAUUCCGAAUGGAGCCAAAAUCCGAGUGACAAAUGCGACCAAGAACCAAUAUCUGGAUGCCUUGGCACAGCAACGGCUGUGCAACAACGUGCGGGAGGAGAUUGAUAGCUUCCUGAAGGGUCUGAACGGAGUCAUUCCGGAUAACUUGCUGAGUAUAUUCGAUGAGAACGAGUUGGAGCUUCUACUGUGUGGAACCGGCGAGUACUCGAUCGCUGACUUCCGAGCGAACCACAUAGUGAACGGAGGUUCGCCCGAGUUCCGAAGGGUGCUAGGGUGGUUCUGGGCGGCAGUGGGUAAUUUUUCCCAAACGGAAAUGGCACGAUUGCUGCAGUUCACCACCGGGUGCUCACAGCUACCUCCCGGUGGUUUUCAGGAACUGAAUCCACGGUUCCAGAUUACAGCAGCUCCAACGUUUGGGAAUCUACCAACGGCGCACACAUGUUUCAACCAACUAUGCCUGCCAGACUACGAGAGCUACGAGCAGUUCGAGCGUGCUCUCAUGUUUGCCAUCAGCGAAGGCACCGAAGGCUUCGGAAUGGUUUAGAGAGAGAGCGAGAGGACAGGAAGACGACCACCCUCGAGUGAACCAGAAAUCUCAACAAAACACACAACAAAAAGCACAAAGCAAACAACCUUGCUAAGUUAAUAUAUUGUAGUAGAGUAGUUUCUCUAGCUGACCAAGAAAUAAAAAUACGUCAAUUCUAUGAAUUUUACAACUUUUUCGGGAACGCAUUUAAUAGAAUUUCAACUCAACUUACACAGAGAGUGGGAGUAAGAUGAUAGCCGAUGAAAAGUUCAAUAAGUUUACCAAUAUAACAAAGCAUAAAAUGUUGCGACAGCCGUAGAAAACGCUUAGCAUUUCGUAACGAUUUAGACAACAAGCAAAAUCAAACUAAGGAAAGCGCUUUUUUCAACCAGGCAGCGACUCUCUUCGAUACAAAAUAUUACACGGUAGGAACGAUUACGGCAAACUUAUCUUAUAAAGUGCCAAACAUGUUUAUAGCAGAGGCAAGUGUACCUACUAAAACUUUGUUCUUUGGACAUCAAUUUCAAGCGUUUGUGCCAAAUCAGUUUAGAAAGCGAGAGUCGCCUCAGUUGUUUGCCUAUCGCAUUGUUUAUAGUUUUAAAACUAGUGGUUUAGAUAUUGUUUUCGAAGUAGUGAAGUAUUCGAAACGGAUAUUAGUAAGAGAAAAAAAAUACACAUACCACAUAAAACGAUCUCAUUCAAAUUGGACGACGCGCCUUAAACAUAUAGGAAUUUACAAAUUCGAAAACAUUCGAUUUCACGUGGGACAAAUUCACGUUCAAAAGAUGUACAUACAUAAAAGGUAUAAGCAAGAAAACCAAAAAAUAAAUAACAUGUGAUUUGUAGUUGGUUAAGCGUUAAAUCCCUCUGACAUCAUACAACAAAUCAAGCUCACUCGAAACGUAUCAGAAAACAGCUUUCUAUUUUAUUUAAAUCAAACCAUUCCAUGUGAAAGAAUCAAAGUCUAUUUUGAAAAACGAAAUGAAGAAGAGAGAAUCCCGAAUCUGUAGGUCCAAAUGCAAUCCGUAGUCAUUUUGUUCGGUAGUAAUUGUUCGGAGGCUUCUUGCCAAAUGUACCGUAUAGCAUAUAACCAUUUAGAUAUUACCGCUAAAAAAAACUCCUCUCAAUUGUUACCCAUUAUCGACAGUAACUUCUUAGCACUGAUUUUGAAUGUUGAAUCAAAAACAAAUCGAAUUCCAUCAAAUUCGCGCCUAGAGAAGCUCGAAAUCAUCAUUUGGUUAGUGAGAAGCAAAUCAAAACAAACAUUCAAGCCCACAUUUCGUCGAUAAACAGUCAAUGAGAUUUUUCCCGAUAGUCAUCCCAAUAAUAAUUCCUCAUUAGGUACGUAGACCAAAAAUC
Aedes albopictus (Asian tiger mosquito) is the source of this 5171-nucleotide messenger RNA. RefSeq names its product apoptosis-resistant E3 ubiquitin protein ligase 1. Lineage: Eukaryota; Metazoa; Arthropoda; Insecta; Diptera; Culicidae. The transcript is spliced from 9 exons. The coding region runs from base 1053 to 3830 and encodes 925 amino acids. The record is from RefSeq and is a predicted model, not a curated record. Gene Ontology annotation, molecular function: ubiquitin protein ligase activity. Gene Ontology annotation, biological process: negative regulation of apoptotic process; protein polyubiquitination. Gene Ontology annotation, cellular component: cytoplasm.